GCUCCCAUUAGGUGAUAAUUACAUGCCAACAAAUAAACAAUUAUCGCCUCAUGCUUCCACGUGGGGGGUUCUUUAUUCAAAUGCUAAAACUUUCCAACUAUAUUACUUUAAUCAGUGACGUCGAAAAAUUCUACAAAUAUAUGCGACGGGAGCAGUCGGGGUGGUAAGGGGAGCGAAAGCGAUCGAGGAUAAUGGCCAAAUUUUGCCCCCGAGAUUUGACUGGUGACUUGAAAGCUCACUAUCAGCCUGCAGAAACUCGGAAGGUGUCGGGAAGAAAAGUUUCAACAUGUUCGUUCACUAUUGAGAGUAUUUUGGGGCUUGAGACGAAUGAGAAAACCACUUGUAUUAUCGAUCCCUAUCGCCCGUGGGCUGAUGUGCUUAAUAUUACAGCUUUUCCAGGGACAUCCUGCUCAAACUCCUCUGAGAGAUCUCACGAUCUGCCUUACACAAGGAAGGAAGACAAGGGGAGUGACCGCGACCUCUACUGUACCAAGGUGAACCGGCGGAAUGAAGAUCGCGUCUCUUAUCCGCCGAACUGUUGCUGGUUCCGAGGGAGAAGACCUCGGACCGCUUUCAGCAGGAGCCAGAUUGAAGUUUUGGAAGAGGAAUUUCGGCUGAAUUGUUACCCAGGAAUUGAUGUUCGUGAGGAACUUGCACAGAAACUGGCUUUGGAUGAAGAUCGAAUUCAGAUCUGGUUCCAGAACCGUCGAGCAAAACUGAAACGAUCUCAUCGUGAGUCACAGUUUUUAAUGGUGAAAAAUGCACUAAUACGUUCAGAUGUUCAAAAUCGGAAACCAAGUACGCAGGUAUAAGACCUUGAUCCGCAAAAACACAGGAAAAUCUUGUGUACAUUCUGAUGCUCCUUCUUGUGGCCUGAGACAUGUGGACCGGGAACACUUGUGUUUGGAUUCUGUGCUAGUUGGUCUUUGCAGGUGAUGCAGUAGGGGAGAAUUGCUGAACUCGGCAGCCACGGGUUGUGGAGGGAAACAAUUGGCAAACGUCUGAUUUUUGAUCGCAAUCGUUGAACCUCACAGGCGCUAAUGUGCAUAGGCUGUUGCAAUGCCUCCUGACUAGCUAAUCUAUUAACCAGGCAGUAGCAUCCCACUCUGAACGUGCUUCAAGCUGUCCAACAUCCGGGAUUGUCCUAAAAAAAAACAAAUAGAAUCAAUUUGGUGAUUUUUAAAUCUGAUCUUGAGCGGAGAAAACACAUUCACGCCUCUCCACUGUUUAUGCAAUUUUGCUUUACACAUAUUGGCUUUUCUCUGCUACAAUAGUGAACUGUGCAAUGAAAGUCUUGAAGUUUUUGAUUUUGAGGAAAUCCAGGACCCCCCCCAAGAGAAUAAUGCCCCCCCCCACAAUAAAUCCAAGGAAGAUGACCAUGACAACUUGAUUAGAGUCCUUGAUUCUCUUCCAAAUGCUUGUAUUUGUUGAUUUCACACCCCCCCCCCCAAAUGGCCACACUGGAUGAUGCUGAAUUGUUCUCCCAUCUGACCAAGACAUCAGUGUUCUUCAUUGGUUGCUGAGCCCUUUGGGGUGACCUGAGAUUUUUUUGAAGGACGAAUAGUACCAGUUUCUGAUCAAAUUGUGUAAAAGUGUUUCUAUUUUCUUUUAAUUCUGGGGCCACAUUGCUGAAAUGUUUGCAGAUUUCAGAAAUAGUUUUGCUAUUUAAAAAUAUUGUCCUUUUUAGAGGAACUUGCUGGGUAUACAACACCAACAAAUGGCAAUGAUGCAUAAUUCUAUGAUAAUCUGCUCAUUAUUUCUUAAUGUUUCAAAACAGCAACUAACAAUUGCAAAGAAAAGUUGAAGAGAGAGUCCAACAGCGAUUUUAUGAAAUGUUUAGUUUGUACUUCCUAGAUAAUUUGUGCUAGGUAAAGAUAUUUUUGAGAAAUGAAGUGUAAAACUACCCAAUGUAAAAGAAGUAAUUAAUGUAAAUGGAUCGGACAUUUUAUUCAAUUUGCAGAACUUUAGCUGGAGUGAAUAAUUGUUUAAUGCAUGUAUAAAAGGUCUUUCAGUAUGUGUACAAUUGUCUGUUACCAAGUAUUGUCUGUA
Mobula hypostoma (lesser devil ray) is the source of this 2049-nucleotide messenger RNA. RefSeq names its product HESX homeobox 1 (gene hesx1). Gene Ontology annotation, cellular component: nucleus. The record is from RefSeq and is a predicted model, not a curated record. Gene Ontology annotation, biological process: pituitary gland development; regulation of transcription by RNA polymerase II; forebrain development. The coding region runs from base 192 to 812 and encodes 206 amino acids. NCBI's taxonomy places the organism in Eukaryota, Metazoa, Chordata, Chondrichthyes, Myliobatiformes, Myliobatidae. The transcript is spliced from 4 exons. Gene Ontology annotation, molecular function: DNA-binding transcription repressor activity, RNA polymerase II-specific; RNA polymerase II cis-regulatory region sequence-specific DNA binding.